Balaenoptera acutorostrata (minke whale) is the source of this 961-nucleotide messenger RNA. Its product is annotated as lysosome-associated membrane glycoprotein 1-like. NCBI's taxonomy places the organism in Eukaryota, Metazoa, Chordata, Mammalia, Artiodactyla, Balaenopteridae. The coding region runs from base 56 to 961 and encodes 301 amino acids. Gene Ontology annotation, cellular component: membrane. The record is from RefSeq and is a predicted model, not a curated record. The transcript has a single exon.
UCCUGAUGGCUUUUUGGAAGAGGCCAUAUGCUGACCCUCACAAGUUUCACAAGAAAUGCAACACGUUAGUGUCCAGCUGAUGCGUUUUGUUUAUAACUUGUCAGAUACAGGGAUUUUCCCCAAUUCGAGCUCCAGGGCAAUCAAGACUGCGGAAUCCGUAACCGACACCAAGGGAAACAUAAAUAAAAAGCACAGGUGUGAGAGCAGCAAUCAGAUCCGCAUGCGCAACGUGACCAUCGGGCUCCGUGACGCCACCCUCCAGGCCUGCCUCUCCAGCAACAGCUUCUGCAGGCAGGAGACGACCUGUGAGCGAGCCUGGCCCUCCCCGCCCACCCCGGCCGCGCCGCCCCAGCCCUCGCCCACCCCGGCGCCCAAGAGACCCUCGGGGUCCAAGUACAACGUGAGCGUCACCAGCGGGACCUGCCUGCUGGCCAGCAUGGGGCUGCAGCUGAACGUCACCUGCAGGACGAGGGACAACACAACGGUGACCAGAGAGUUCAACCCCAACAAGACCACCUUUGGGGGGAGCUGCACAGCCCAGCUGGAGACCCCGGAGCUCCGCGGCAGGAACCUGCUCCCGGCGCUCCAGUUUGCGAUGAACGCAAUUGCAGCCGGGUUUUUCCUGCAAGGAGUCCAGCUGACGCUGACUCCGCCCGAUGCCGGAGACCCCGCCUUCAAGGCCGCCCGCGGCCCGCUGAGGGCGCUGCAGGCAGCCGCCGGGAGCUCGUACGAGGGCAACGCUGAGGAGCGCGUGCGGGUCCCCGAGACCUAUUCAGGGUGUGGGUCGGCGUUCCGCGUGGACGGGGACAAGUUUGGGCCUGUGGAGGGGGGUCAGCUGGGUGAGCACAGCAUGCUGAGCCCCAUCGCCGUGGGCGGCGCCCUGGCAGGGCUGGUCCUCAGCGUCCUCAUCGCCUACCUUAUUGGCCGGAAAAGGAGCCACGCCGGCUGCCAGACCCUCUAG